Sander lucioperca (pikeperch) is the source of this 2598-nucleotide messenger RNA. It is a transcript of the gene klhl23, whose product is annotated as kelch-like family member 23. Gene Ontology annotation, molecular function: protein binding. The coding region runs from base 572 to 2272 and encodes 566 amino acids. Lineage: Eukaryota; Metazoa; Chordata; Actinopteri; Perciformes; Percidae. The transcript has 4 exons. The record is from RefSeq and is a predicted model, not a curated record.
UAUAGUACGAGUACAAACAAGCUGAUGUGGUCACAUGUCUCAGAUCUUGUGCAGCAGUGAAUAUCGUGCACUGUGCUGUUAAUCCUUGUUAGGAUUAGGUAAAGCCCACACUGAAAGUGGGUUCAAAACGCCAUGGCAACGACAAGAAUGGGGGGGAAACAUGAAUAGUGAAGAGUGCAAUAGCUUCUUGUUUGUGCUGUACUGAAGGCGACGCUCAUUUGUAUAAGAUUUGUAUGCUAUGUGAUGCUUCUUCUCCGCCUGUUGAGUACACUAAUAAUGCGCCGUCCGUGAAUGCAUCACGAGACUGGAUGAAUGUUAUAUUUAGGCUCAGGGAGAAAAUAGCGGUGUUGGGUAAUUCCUCUGUAUGGUGGCUUGGUUUUGUCAAGGACCUGCUGGUGGAGACGUGUAGCAGAAGAGAGUAGGAGGAGGGGGGAUGACCGCUGCACACAAAUACCAAAAUAGGACAGAGCUGUCUGCGCCAGUCCUGCACGAGCUAAAUUGAGGUUCAUGUUUUUUUUUUGAAGAGGAGCGUUCAAAGAGAGGACACACACGGUUCAUUCAUGGGAAUAGGAUGAGAGAUACCAUGUCACAUAAGCCAGCUGAAAUCUACACAUACGACUUCUGUGAUAGUGACCAUCCAACAGAGCUCCUUGAUGCACUCAGGCAUUUCUACAUUAGUGGCCUGUUUACCGACGUUGCUCUACAAUGUGGCGAGUCCGGACAGGUGUUUCACUGCCACAAGGCGCUGCUAUCAGCCCGCAGCUCAUAUUUCAGAGUCAUGUUCACCGCUGACAUGAGGGAGAGGUCAAACAGCGUCAUCAAACUCACAGGGGUAGACUGCGGGGUCCUGGGUGUUCUGGUGAACUAUGUGUACACAGCUCAGGUGUGCAUCACUGCGAGCAACGUUCAGAGCCUGCUAGAGGCUGCAGAUCUUCUGCAGUUCCUUUCUGUGAAACAAGCAUGCGAGGAGUUUCUCAUUCGCCUCCUGGAUGUGGACAACUGCCUGGGGAUGCAUGCUUUUGCUGAGCUGCACCUGUGUCCCAGCCUGGAGAGGGAGGCCCGCAGAGUGAUGCUGAGCAGUUUCACAGAGCUCAUUCAGCAGGACGAGUUCCUAGAACUGGAUCAUGGGAAGAUGACAUCGCUUUUAGCUGCUCAGAACCUCACAGUGCAGAGGGACGAUCUGUUGAUAGAUGCUGUGGCUAAGUGGGUGACCCAUGACUUGGAUAAUCGUGUUCACUGUGCUGUAGAGUUGCUGCACUCCAUCCAUCUGGACCUGGAUGAGAUUGACUUUAAAGCUACUUUAGAUGUGCACAAACAAUGCUUGCUGAACAGUGAAGGGAAGCUUAAAUCUAUGAUCAUUCAGGCUUUAAGGUCCAAUGACAAGGAGAUGUCUGCAAGCAGAAAAAUGUCUUCCAGCAUGUAUAUCAUCGGUGGAUACUACUGGCAUCCUCUUUGUGAGGUUCACAUAUGGGAUCCUAUCAGCAACACCUGGGUGCAAGGAAAAGACAUGCCUGACCACGCAAGAGAGAGCUACAGCGUCAGUUUACUUGGAGCAAAUAUCUAUGUGACUGGUGGUUACAGGACAAACACUGUUGAGGCUCUGGACACAGUUUCAGUUUAUAACUGUGACUAUGAUGAAUGGACCGAGGGUUGCUCCAUGAUCACAGCAAGAUACUACCACUGCUCUGUGGCUUUGCAUGGCUGUAUUUAUGCCAUCGGAGGCUACAGAGGAGGAGCUCCAGAGCAAGAGACAGAAUAUUAUGAUCCUUUGAAAAAGAAAUGGUUCCCUUUGGCCAAAAUGAUCCAAGGUGUAGGAAAUGCCACUGCCUGUGUAAUGGGAGAUAAAAUCUAUGUGACCGGAGGUCACUAUGGGUACAGAGGAAACUGCACCUAUGAAAAAAUCCAAGUCUACAAGCCAGAUGUCAACGAGUGGAGUAUCAUUACAAUAAGUCCGCAUCCAGAGUACGGGCUGUGCUCUGUGUCUCUCGACAACAAGCUGUAUUUGGUGGGUGGACAGACAACUAUCGCAGACUGCUACGACAUAGAGAGAGACAAAUGGAGACCAAUAUCAGUGAUGAAGGAGAGGAGGAUGGAGUGUGGGGCAGUGGUAAUAAAUGGAUGUAUUUAUGUAACAGGGGGAUACUCCUACUCAAAAGGGACUUAUCUGCAGAGCAUUGAGAAAUACGACCCUGAGCUGGACUCUUGGGAGAUUGUGGGGACUCUUCCAAGCCCAGCCAGAUCACAUGGAAGUGUUUGCGUUUACAGUGUUUAGUGUCAAACCCUUAUUACAUCAUAUUGUGCCAAAUAAAUCAGAUGGUGAAUUGUAUUCUGUCAAAGUCUGCAAAUGUCAGGUACACACUAUCACACAAGAUGUUGAGUUAGCACAUUAUACCUGCCUUUAUAGGGCUACACAUUUGCCAAACUGUGAAUACACUGUAAUAACAAGCAUUACACUUAAACUCAGGGGCUUCACAAUUAGCACUUUAGUUAAUUUUUGGGUAUUUCUGUUUUUAUAGAUUGAAAGGAAAGACUUAGACUUAGAAAAAAUAGUAUUAUUUAAAACUUUACAUAUACAUGGAAUCAGAAUCAGAAAGGGCU